AUGGGAGUAGAGUUUCAGACCCAGGUGAUGGAGCUUGAUGGUAAGGAGAUCAAAGCCCAGGUCUGGGACAUCGCCGGCCAAGAGCGCUUCUGCGUCGUCACCUCUAACUACUACAGAGGCACUGUUGGAGCUCUCGUCGUCUAUGAUAUCACUCGCUGGAGUACUUUCGAUUGCAUCAAGCGGUGGCUCGAUGAACUCAAGAGUGGUUUAUUGGCUGUAGGUAGCAACUUGGCCUGGGCAUACUUACAACAAAAUAAUUUCAAAUCCUUGGAAAAGCUUUAUUAUGCAACAGAUGGAUUAUACUUGGUUGGUAUGGAUUUGUAUGAUAUUUGGAAUAUGAUGUCACAAGUUAAAGUUUUUGGAUAG
Camellia sinensis is the source of this 366-nucleotide messenger RNA. NCBI's taxonomy places the organism in Eukaryota, Viridiplantae, Streptophyta, Magnoliopsida, Ericales, Theaceae. The record is from RefSeq and is a predicted model, not a curated record.